This is a messenger RNA of Cyphellophora attinorum, 1206 nucleotides long. Its product is annotated as Kynurenine formamidase. Lineage: Eukaryota; Fungi; Ascomycota; Eurotiomycetes; Chaetothyriales; Cyphellophoraceae. The record is from RefSeq and is a predicted model, not a curated record. The coding region runs from base 1 to 1206 and encodes 401 amino acids. The transcript has a single exon. Gene Ontology annotation, molecular function: arylformamidase activity.
AUGAAGAAACUCACGCGAUACCUCCAAAAGCAGGCACUUCAAUACUCCGACGAAAAGUACUCUUCGGCCGCGUACCUCUCACCACGCAGGAACCACGAACCACAGGAGAAACUCAAGCACCAUCUCAAAACGACAUCCAGCGACAACAACAAUCACCUCCGGCCCAAAAUGCCACCAAACCGCAAACCCUCCAACCGUGGCGCUGCAAUCCCAUCACGCAUCUCCUCCAACAUCCAACGCGUGCAAUAUGCGUCCGAAAACAUUCUGCAAUCCUACGAGCUCUUCAUUCCCCCGCCACCCGCGUCCGAGUCAGACUCAGCCAUCCCACCUCCGUACUCCGAGAAGCACCCCUCCACCCCCUCCUUCCCAAUCAAAAGGCUCUGGAUCAUCUUCAUCCACGGCGGCUACUUCCGGGACCCCUCCAUCCUAGCCUCGUCUUUCCACGCCACACUAUCCCUCCUAACAGACCCCAACUCCCCAGACCAGCAAAUCCUGGCCCUUCAACGACAUACAGCCGGCUACGUAUCAAUAAACUACCGCCUCGCCCCCCACGAAGCCCACCCUCAAGACCCGACCACCACCCCAUCCUACGAAAUGCGCAACGCGCGCUGGCCGGAGAUCUUGGGCGACGUGUUGAAUGCACUGCGCCACUUCCAGGCCAAACACCCCAGCACUCGACCUGGAGGUGACGAAGGGUAUGUGUUGGUGGGCCACAGUGUGGGCGCGACGUUGGCGAUGAAUGCGCUGUUGCACAUGCAGAAUCAGGAGGGGAUAGCGCCGCCGGUGGGCAUUGUGGGUGUCUCCGGGAUAUAUGAUUUUAUUAGGUUGCAUGAGACGUUUCCGGGGUAUGAUGCGAUGACGCGGAAUGCGGUUGAUGAGGAGGAUUGGGAGGGGAUUAGUGUUGCUAGGAAACGGAGAGGGGAGAUUGAGGCGGCGUGGGCGGCUGCUGGAGGCGAGGGUGGGGGGAAGGAAAAUAAGAGGUGGCUGCUCCUUGCGCACAGCAAGGAGGAUACACUGGUGGAUUGGGGCCAGUUGGAAGCUAUGGCUAAUGUCUUUAAGAUGGACAGUAGCAAGGACGGGCCGGCAGCAGUGACGGUCAAGUGCGAUGUAGAGGAGAUCAAGGGGAAGCAUAAUGCCUGUUGGGAGGAUGGGAGGGAGCUGGCGAGGGUCAUUGAGCGGUGCGUGGGCGAGAUUGUUGGUGUCUGA